ACCGAAACAUUCACUGAAUUCAAAUUCUUUACAAAGACAAAAUGACAUGUAAUUAUCGUCAUCACCUUGUUUCCUGUUCAUUUUGUUUAUAUAUUUGACUGAAAGUGAAUGUGGUUUCAAUAAUUGUUAGUUAAAGCGGUGAAACACUGACAUCGUGUAUCAUGAAAAAUUUUAUUUUCUUUGCUUUGUGCUGCAUACUUAUAUUUUUUCUCCAUGAAGGAGUAUCUUUAAAAUGUCGUUCUGGAAAUCAACAAGUAAAUAUGCAAUUUCAAAAAGUAUUAAAAACUUGUAGGGAUCGCUAUAUUAAUUCAAACACAGAUAAUGAAAAUUCUGCAUCUACGGAUGACAAUAGUUCAGAGAGUGAUUCUGCCUCGGGAGAAGAGGUAUAUGAUAAACAUUUUUUUUACAAAAAUGACGAUGGACCUUCAUACAAUCAGUCCACGAACAAUCGUAGAUACAGAAAUUCCGAUGAUCGUUCGACUAGAGGCAAUAUAAAACAUAUUCGUGGAACCAAUAAUCGAAAUUCAUGGAAUUCUGGAGAUUCGCGAAAUAGAAAAAGUGAUUUUGAUAAUGGAGAUAUGAAUAACGAAGAUACGCGUUUUAAUAAUAAUAAUAAUAAUAAUAAUAAUAAUGAUCAACAACAAGAUUGUAUAAUGCAAUGUUUUUUCAAUGAAUUAGAUUCUGUAGAUCAAAAAGGAUUUCCAGAAAAAAAUUUAGUAGUUUCAUUGAUGGUUCAAAAUAUUCAAGAUCCAGAACUGAAAGAUUUUAUUGAAGAAUCAAUUACUGAAUGUUUUCGUUAUCUUGACUCAAAUAAACGAGAAAAAUGUGAAUUCUCACAGAAUUUAUUGAUAUGUUUGGGUGAAAAAGAACAACAAAAAUGUGAAGAUUGGGAAAAUUAAAAAAAUGUAAUUUCAUUAUAGUUAUUUUAAAAAUAUAAUAACGAUAUGU
Messenger RNA from Frieseomelitta varia, 948 nucleotides. It is a transcript of the gene Obp59a, whose product is annotated as general odorant-binding protein 71. The transcript is spliced from 6 exons. Gene Ontology annotation, molecular function: odorant binding. Lineage: Eukaryota; Metazoa; Arthropoda; Insecta; Hymenoptera; Apidae. The record is from RefSeq and is a predicted model, not a curated record. Bases 162 to 899 code for a protein of 245 amino acids.